AUGACCUCUUUGCUUUACACCAACGGUGGUGGAGGAACCCGUCCCACUACUCGAAUUGGUGUGACCAUCGGCUUCGGCACUCGGAUCGGUAUGGGGUUCAAGAGUGUGAUGAUCGGUAUAGGCAGGUUGCUCGGGUGGGGGCAUGCAAAAAAAAAAGCCAUACCCGAUCCAAACCCCCCACCUACCCUCCACCUUCUACCACAUCGCCACCGGAGAAGCACCCUAGGACGCCGUCGCCCCACCCACCUUCUGCCGCGCUGCCCCGCCCGCGUCCACCUUCUGCCGCGCCGCCAGAGCACCACCCUGGCCGCCGCCGCGCCCCGCCCAACCCCCGUCCACCUUCUUACAAAGCCGCCACCGGAGCACCACUCCCGCCGGCACCAUGCAGUCCAGUACGUGGGGGCACGCAGCACGCCCCACCAUCGCCUUGCAGUCCAAAGUCCGGAUUUCUUGCUGUUGCGUUGCGUGCAGCGACAAGGAGAAGCCGGAUCCAUCAGCCUCGUCUCCCGCUACCUGAGAUUCAGUCUCAAAGUCCUGCGCCGCAUCAAUGUUUCUUCCUACAUAUGGUCUGCUGGAAACAUUAGGAUAAAAAGAGUACUCUCGUUCCGAGUGACAACCACAAAAAACAGUUCCCUACCACUGAGGAGAGCUUCAUCCCUCGCACGCACACCUCAAGAUAAUAGCACAACUGGAAAACUAUUCUCAUUGGUGUGCAGCAGACAAACUAUUUCGAAAGAUGGCACAGCUCACAUGAUCGACAUGCUCAAGGCGGCGCUUGCAGGGCGGCACUCACGGCCGAGCAGCGAACCCAGCUACCGACCAGAGGGCACCAAGGCCUCAUCAUUCACAUAUGACCAGGACGGCAAAGAGCGUGCUGUGGCCGAGAUCAAUUUUCUCAGCCUCACAGACUAUGUGGGCCCCAAGCAGAAGACCGGCUGGGGAGUGGCUGCUCUGUGGAGCGGCAACAAGUCCAUGUAUACCUUGAUGAAUGUCCUGCAAAUGCUGAAUAGCAACCAGAGCUUUGUGCCAUACAGGCAGAGCAAAGUUACUCGUAUUCUCUGCAAGACUCUUUGUUCAAGACGAGCGGGGCUGUGGUGAUUGCCUGCUUGGAAGAAGUUCGUGCAGUCCAAAAAUCAAAGGCGUGCGUCCGUACAAUCCAAAAAUCGAAGGCGUGCAGUGCAGUAGAGCACCAGAAGCAGUGUCCAAAAUAGCCCCCUCGAUCCCGUCUAUCUGCCGACGACAACUACUCACAUGGCGCUGCUUCCUGGAUAUGCCGUGCAGUUCAGCGGCAUGGUCGUGCAAUCCGAGGCAUGUGUUGUCACGGAUCGCGGGCUUGGGCAUGUGGUGCAUGCAGUGCGGCGUGUGGGUGUGUGCAGUGCUCAACGAUGGCCAUGGAGCACCGAACGACAAACACCACCUCCCCACCACUGUGUCGAUGGCCAAACUCGGAGAAACCCCCCCUGUGCAGUGCGGCUCUAGCUGUUCUUGCGCCGGUCAAAAGGGUGAAGAAAAGCCGGGGUCAAUGCCACUCUACCGCUUGCAGUGCACUUCAUCUCGUGUGUGCGUGCAGUGCAGAGGAGGACAUGUGCUUGCAGUUGAGAGCGUGUGUGUGUGCAGUGCGCCUGUUUUGGUCCACUUAUUCAUUUUUUGUACAACAGAGAGAAAAACAAACACAUCAGAAGUUCGUUUACUUUUCAUUAAAGAAAACGACAAUCAAAGAUGCAGUUCUUUUA
Triticum aestivum (bread wheat) is the source of this 1733-nucleotide messenger RNA. RefSeq lists its product as uncharacterized. The record is from RefSeq and is a predicted model, not a curated record. NCBI's taxonomy places the organism in Eukaryota, Viridiplantae, Streptophyta, Magnoliopsida, Poales, Poaceae. The transcript has 7 exons. Bases 1 to 1098 code for a protein of 365 amino acids. Gene Ontology annotation, molecular function: microtubule motor activity; microtubule binding; ATP binding. Gene Ontology annotation, biological process: microtubule-based movement.